ACACUCGUCCGAAUGUGUAGUAUUGCAUAUUCUAUGGUGCUGGAAUAGGAACUCUGAUGCGGACCGAGUAACGGAGCACGAAUAGCUGAGUAGACGAUCGCGAGGCCCAUCAUAGCGGAUGUCAAUUGCUUUUAUUUCGUUUGCAUUUAUUUGUCGGCAUCUUCGGUUCCAACAUUUCUAACGAUGUGGCCAUCACGCGCAGUGCCGUUAUGACAGAUUCACGUGACGCUGUAUAUCGUACGCGCUUCGGCGAGUCGUUUGACAGUCACCUCCUCGCGCAAGGGCUUUCAAGUAAGAUGGCAAUGGCGCGCCGGGAUGCUAACGAGUAGCUCAGCUGAUGAUCGGAUAAACAAAAUGGUAGCUCGCCAUGGUCGUGCACCGGCAGGUGAUACGUGAUUCUUGCAUACGAGUGAGUUAUUGAGAUCGAGGUGGGAAACGGAGGCGCGAGACUGGAGGAAGAGUUUUUAGGCUACGAUAUGAGUACUGACAGUCAUGACCGGACGAAAACAUCCUGCAAGGUACCCGCGAGAUCCGAUGAGGAGAAUACGUUCGACGGUAAGCGGAUUAAGAAGGAGCGCGGUGACAUUUGUGCGGAGAGUAGUGACGCCACCUCAGUCUCCUGCUCCGCAACCGUCAUCACCACAACUACUAGCAGCACCACCGUCGCCGCUUCUGCUGCUGCUGUCGAGAAGGGACAACCGCCGGCCGGCAGGUCGUUCGCGACGAACGGCUUCCACGGAGAUGGGGAUCUACUGCAAGACCUCGUCGCGAGUAAAUUCGCGACACUGGCUAAUCAUAGCGCUUCUUCCAAACAGGACAAGAUUCGCAUUAUGAUAGAGGAUGGCAUUAGCGAAGAAUCUAGAGCAUGUGUGGACGAGAUCUUCUCGCAAGUGGAACGACUUAAAUUAGAGGAGAAGUUAUUGUUGUACCUGAAACUUCCGUUACUACUGACAAAUCCAGGUGGGACCAUUGAUCCACUGAGGCAACCAUUGAAUCCAUUAGGAAAUCGUUAUGAAAUUCAUCAAACUAUUAUGUGGAUUAAAACACACUUAGAAGAAGAUCCAGAUGUAUCUUUACCGAAGCAAGAAGUCUAUGAUGAAUACAACAUCUAUUGCAUAAGAAAUUCUAUGAAACCAUUAUCGACAGCUGAUUUUGGAAAAGUCAUGAAACAGGUAUAUCCACGAGUACGUCCUCGCAGACUGGGCACACGGGGAAAUUCUCGCUAUUGCUACGCGGGUAUGCGUAAACGAAUUAAAUUGGAUCCUCCGACACUGCCAAAGAUAUCUGGCCCUCAAACUGGAGAGCAUUCAGAGGAAAACAUUACUGAGGAAAUGUUAGGCGCUGCAUCUACAUUGAUAAGAGAAUGGGCAGAGAGUGUAUUAGGCUUGAAAUUUCCAAAUUUGAGUGCCUUAGCGCGGCAUCUUGUUGAUAAUUUUCGUGUUGAUACUCGAUCUCUGGCUGCUGUAUGUAUUUUAUCCACUUCAGAAGACCGUGAUCCUUUAUCUGAUAAACAAGAAAUUUCGGAUUUACCAACAAUGCCUCUGAAUGUCAAACCUGCUAAAUUGCGAGAGGCUCAAUUACAGUUGCAACGUAAGCUUCAACAACGGGAGCAUAUAAAAGAUCAGAAACGUCGUCAUCUCGACACUAUCAUACAGAAUAAAGAAAAAGUCAUCGAAAAUAAAGGAAAUAUUAGUAAAGGAUACAAAAAAGUCAAAUCUAACCAAUCACCUCAAGGUACAAACACAGCAGCGACAACAGUGAGCGCACAAAAUUCACUGACAAAAUUAAAUUUGUCUACUGUAGUCUACAACCGGCAAAAAAGGGUAUCAAAAACCUGCAAUCAACAGCAGCACCAGCAGCAGCAACAGUCCUGCAAUGUUUCCGAAGAAUCUAACUGUGAUAAUCUAGUAGUAUCGCGUGAAGAUAGACAGAAUAAUAGCAAUCCUAGAAUAAUGAGUGUGCAACGCGAUAUCAAAAGUAAAAAUUCCAGGAAACGUGCCAAUAAUCCAAUUGUAACACAACAGGAGUCCAGCCCCGAGAAACAGACGAAACUUGCAGAAGAAAAUUCAAAGCAUUCCAACGUCUUGUUACCUAAGCUAGCGUCUAUCCAACGUGCCGGUAAGAUAUCAGUGAUACUAGCUAGCAAUUCAAAAUCUAUCAAAUGCAAAGCGGUCGAAGCCGCGGACAGUCAGCUUGCUAAAAACUGUGAUAUUGAUUCGUCGAGUUGUUCCGCCACCAGUGCAAUGGAAACAUCCUCAGGACUUCUCACGAAGGAUCAGAUCCGCCUCUUGAAAGAUGAAAAGGCUCGAGACAUCGAUACGGAUGCAUUGGACGAUUAUUUAAAUGGCGGAAACAAUUCGCAGGAGCAAGAGGAGGAAUUACUGCAGUACUUCCAACAGAGCAACUCGUCUAGCUCUGAUGUAGAAACCAGCGUCAUUGGUUCUGAUGCCGAACAGAUUUCUCGAUCCGAUAAGGUAUCACAAUUGCGAUUAAUAUUACAGGAGAACUUAAAGGCAUCCACUAUUACCGCUGAUCUAGCGCCUGCAACUGUCGUUCGGCAAAGCGUUGCCACGGAAAAACGGGAUUGCUCGCAGAAACACAACAAUCUCAUCCUCUCGACUCUGCUAAAUCAUAAUUCAAGCAAUACUCGUCGUCGUGUUAGUUUCGAAACGAAUGUCGUCGAACAUGCUCAGGAGGCAGCAACACUAAACGUAACCAAUACUGUACCACAGAGUCCAAAUACGCGACGCAGGAUAUUUAACUUCACCCCAAUCUCGCCCGGCCCGCAUUCUCCGAUUAAUGGUCGGGCAUCCAAAUCAAAUUCAGCGAAUGCCAGUCCAUUCGUAUCACCGCGUAAUACCCCAGUGCCAAGAUCACGCAGUAAUUUGCAAGCUGGUAGUUCUAGAACGCGCAACCAAAAGACUCUCUCCCGCUCCAUUUCUUGUAGUGUGCCGUAUACUAUCAAGACGACAGACACCUUUAUCGUACCAACAUCUACUGGAGCGGAACCCACGCGACAGAUGCUGACAAUUGCAACGACCAAUUCAUCGGAGGUCGCCCUAAAGGAAUCGCCGUGCGCCGCAUUUUUGGAUCUAACACCGCAGAAACAAUUACUAAUCAAUUAUCCGAGCCAAGAGAAUUUGCAAGAGAUCAAGAAUGUAUAUCAAAAAGGCCAGCCAGCCCCGCCUGAUCAGGAGAUCACAGAACUUCUUCAUGCUGGUAGACAUUUGAGUAGUGAACAAUUAUUCUACAGAUCACAAUCGGUACCAUUGCAUAGGAUGGUGAAUCCCGUACAAUCCGUAAUAUCUCCAAUUUCGACUCAACAUAGCCUAUCGACUGUGCAAAGUCAAAACUUUAAUCCGUCAACGAGCAGUUCUGUUGCGCCUACUCCAGUACCGAGCGAAUAUAACGAUUUCGGUCCCUCCAUCGGACAAGAAAGUACGUACUUAUUGGAUGACACAAACUUUAUGUCAGACGAGCAACAAUUUUUAAUGACAGACAAAGGAAUCACAUCCGAAAACAUUAAUAACAUUCUUACAAUUUUGGACGAAGAAGGCCAGUCGAAUUUACAGAUGUCCCCAGAACAGACUACAGAAGAGACAUUGAACAACGCGAUCAAUCUUGCUUUACCGAAUACGAAUCUAAAUUUAUCGGAAGAAGAUAUGUUAGAUCCAUCAAGUAUCCUCAGUGACGCUGGUGCAUUACAGAAAAUAAUUCAAUCACGUUCGUAUCCUAAUACGCCAUUGCCGGUACCAGUGUCAGUAUAUACGCCAUCAUAUAUCGAAGACAGUAAUGGUUCUAGGUCGUAUCCAUCAACGCCUUUGCAUACGGUACAAUCCCAAGAGGUGUAUCAGGAUCCAGGCGAGCCGAUACUUUCCAGUCCCAUUCUUAAUUCUCUCAGUUUACAGAACGACACAAUAAAUGUUGCCGUUGCUACUGUUACCGGCGCCACUGCCGGCACUGAUGUCGACACUGCCGCAACCACUUCUUCCAAUAAUCUGUGCAGAAAUGUUGCUGACUUUUUGGAGGCUAAUUUUCUUGGAGAAACGGACACAGAGACGGAUGAUCUAGAUCCGCUCGGUAAUUUCGACGGCCUGCAAGAUAUGGAUUCGUUGACACCACUGUUCAACGAAGUCACGGAGCCUAAUCGCUAAAACUAUUUUUUUCAUCUAUCGUAAUUUUGCAUUUGCACAGGGAGAAGUGUAAUAAACUAUAGACUGUUUAAGUCCGGUGGUUCUCAGUCGUAUUACUUUAUAGACCAUUUUAGAAUAAAUGAGAAAAGAUUAUCAA
This is a messenger RNA of Camponotus floridanus (Florida carpenter ant), 4290 nucleotides long. RefSeq names its product DNA-binding protein RFX7. The record is from RefSeq and is a predicted model, not a curated record. Bases 477 to 4154 code for a protein of 1225 amino acids. Gene Ontology annotation, biological process: regulation of transcription by RNA polymerase II. Lineage: Eukaryota; Metazoa; Arthropoda; Insecta; Hymenoptera; Formicidae. Gene Ontology annotation, molecular function: RNA polymerase II cis-regulatory region sequence-specific DNA binding; DNA-binding transcription factor activity, RNA polymerase II-specific. The transcript is spliced from 7 exons.